AUGCCAUUAGAUUUCUCAUCUGACUGUGAGUGUCCUAACUGCUUGGAGAGUAUACAGAAUGAGUCUGACUGGAAUCCCCGUUUCAACAAGAGCCAGAGAAUGAUACCAAAGAAGACCAAUCUGAAUCUUGAGGGCCUUACAAGGAAAACCAGACCACUGAGAGAGGUGACUACCCAAGAGUUACUGAGUGAGUUUGGGGAUAUUGGGAAGUUCCAACCAAACUCCAUGUCUGUAGGCCACUUUAGAGAUCAGGUGGUAAUGAAGUUCAGAAGAGCUCUGUAUUAUUCUGGAAUUUGGGUGACACAUGUUCAAGGCUACAGACUUGAAAAGCACUUGUCAGCUAAUUAUUUCAAGAGAAAUCCUGGUUGCCUACAUCGGCUCGUCCCUUGGCUGAAACGGGAACUAACAGCUGUUUAUGGAGAUUAUGGCUACACGGUGAAGAAUAUCCUAUCUACCAUUCUCCAUCACAUGACAGAAUAUGAUCUAGACAGUGAGUCCUUCAUUCACCUUCUGGAGCCUUAUCUCCAAAAACACACCCACCAUUUUCUGCAUGAGUUUAUCAGUUUUGUUCAUUCACCUUACAACAUGGAGACCUAUGACUAAUGAGCCAUCUAUCAAUGUCCUUCUGCUUCACCAUGGGUAAAAAAGAAGUCCAAUACAUCAGCUCCUGUUUACUCUUUGCCUAAAGAUCAUGCUCUACUGGCAUCUCAACAUGAUACAAUGCAGUCAAAAAAAGGCCAGGUCCAGUGGAAUAAUGAACAGAAGCCCCUGUCAGGCUUGAAAGAGUUUCCAAAUGCAAUUUUUCAUCAGGGGCAGCCACAGAAGUCUAGUCUAAGAGAAAGAAGGGUUUUGAGCCAUGGCCAACAGAUUAAUAUCCAGAAAAAAGAAGCAGAAAAAAAUAAACCCUCAGAAUCUUCACCAAAGAUCUUUCAAAGAUUGCCUACAGAAAGAUCCUUGAUAAAUUGCAAAUCCAGAAAGAGGGACAUCUCUUGGAGUUGCACUUCAGAAACUGCCCUUUCUUUUAAGAGAGAUGAUAGGAAGCUGAGCUAUUACAGAAAAAAGAGAAUGAAAUCCAAAUCCUGGUGUGUUGAACUUACAGAAAGAUCUGUAAGCAGAGAAUCAAGUAACUCCUCUUUAAGAGGCCACAAAAGUGAACAUUGCACUCAGUAUAUAUACUGUGAGCCCUCAAAAGAAAAGAAUGUCCAUGGCUAUGAAUCUAACUAUGGGAGGACAUCAUCAGCCACAGUCCAACACGUGACACUUCUUCAACUGCUGGGAAGAGACCCAAGUGCCCUAGAGGUGACUGGCGCCUCCCAGGCUGAAAGCCACUGUGACAGUCUCAGAUGCCUGCAGCCUGAGAAACACAGAUGCCUGAGCAAACAAGAGAGGAAGGAAAAGGUCACAUUUCCUGGAGCUGGAAAAACCAGAGAGGUUAGGCACAGAAAAAACAAAUGCCAGUGGUUAGAUAUAACCACAAAGGGAGUCAGUGAUAAAAUGGGGGAUCUGGAAGAUGCAAGACAAUGGAGUAGUCUUUCUGAGUGUGCACCUUCCUACAGGUGGCAAAUCCAAAAGAAAAGCAGAAUUCAAGCCUGCAGAAAUGUUACCUCGCCAAGAAAGGAGACAAAAUAUCAGAAUCACUGA
Messenger RNA from Manis javanica (Malayan pangolin), 1641 nucleotides. RefSeq lists its product as uncharacterized. Gene Ontology annotation, molecular function: ubiquitin protein ligase activity. NCBI's taxonomy places the organism in Eukaryota, Metazoa, Chordata, Mammalia, Pholidota, Manidae. Gene Ontology annotation, biological process: protein monoubiquitination; protein polyubiquitination. The record is from RefSeq and is a predicted model, not a curated record.